AUGUUUAUCGCAAUAAAUCCGAUAUCGUCCACAUCCAUACACAUACAUGUUGUGUACUGUCUCGCGGAUCAGAAUCCUGAAUUUUUGGCACCGAAAAUAGCUGGGCGGGCGGCGGAUUGGUGUUUAGGGCGGGCGACGAACAGUGCGUGCCGCUCCGCCGUGACAACCGCCCGUAGGUCAGAAAAGGCGUAUUUUUAUAUCGGACCGUGA
Messenger RNA from Leptosia nina, 210 nucleotides. NCBI's taxonomy places the organism in Eukaryota, Metazoa, Arthropoda, Insecta, Lepidoptera, Pieridae. The record is from the annotation of a GenBank genome assembly.